Molecule: messenger RNA, 1322 nt
Organism: Camelina sativa (false flax)
Lineage: Eukaryota; Viridiplantae; Streptophyta; Magnoliopsida; Brassicales; Brassicaceae
Source: RefSeq, a predicted model, not a curated record
UUCUAUAAUCUAAUCAAAAAGGAUUUGUAAAAAACUGCAUAGAGAGAGAGAGAGAGAGAUUCAGAUCUGAUAUAACUUAAAAAAGGAGACUAUAAUAAAUUCAUACUUCGCCGACGUUUUAGUUCAAUCCUUUUACACGUCUCUCUCUCUCUCCCGGAGUAGUAACAAUGACGAAAAUGCCCUUCUCCGUCGUCGUCGUCGCCUUCUUCCUCCUCUUCACCGCCGCACCUUCAAUGGCGGAGAUCAAAUCCCUCGUCAUCUCCGACGACGCACGUCCGAUGAUCCUCUUCGAGAAAUUCGGAUUCACGCACACAGGCCACGUCACCGUCUCAAUCUCAUCCGUCUCCGUCGUCUCCACCUCCUCAGAUCCGAAUCCAGAACCUUCGCGUCUCGGAUUCUUCCUCCUCUCGGAAGAGUCACUUCUCCAGGUCCUCCUCGAGAUCCAGCAGAACCCUAGAUUCUGCGUCCUCGAUUCGCACUACGUCACUCAUCUCUUCACGUUCAGAGAUCUAUCACCACCACCAAACUCCAGAUUCAACCAAUCGUACCCAGUCACUUCCCCUAACGAGUACUCUCUCUUCUUCGCCAAUUGCGUCCCUGAAACCAAAGUCUCCAUGGCGGUUCGUACGGAGAUGUAUAACAAAGAUCCCAACGGAUCUAAAGACUACCUACCAGCUGGAUCUACUCAAUUGCCUACUCUCUACUCCUUCUUCUUCCUCUGCUACGUUGCUUUCCUCGGUUUCUGGAGCUACACUUGCUACACGAACAAGCUUACCGUUCAUCGGAUCCAUCUCCUCAUGGCAGGUCUGCUUCUAAUCAAAUCCUUGAAUCUGAUCUGUGCAGCUGAAGAUAAACAUUACGUGAAGAUCACAGGAACGCCUCAUGGCUGGGAUAUACUCUUUUACAUCUUCCAGUUCAUCCGUGUUGUGCUUCUCUUCACCGUGAUCAUCUUGAUCGGAACUGGCUGGUCGUUUUUGAAACCUUUCUUGCAGGAGAAAGAGAAGAAUGUUUUGAUCAUUGUGAUCCCUCUUCAGGUAUUAGCCAACAUUGCUUCCAUUGUGAUUGGUGAAACUGGACCUUUUAUCAAAGAUUGGGUUACUUGGAACCAAGUGUUUUUGCUCGUUGAUAUCAUCUGUUGCUGUGCGAUCAUCUUCCCUAUCGUUUGGUCGAUUCGAUCUUUGAGGGAGACUUCGAAAACAGAUGGUAAAGCUGCGAGGAACUUGUCGAAGCUCACGUUGUUUAGACAGUUCUACAUUGUUGUCAUUGGGUAUCUUUACUUCACGAGAAUCGUGGUGUUUGCGCUUAAAACGAUUNGCCGCACC